CGCCGCGCCGCCCGAGGCUUCACCCGCGCCCUCCCCCAGGGCGCGCCCGCGGAGCUCCGGCCCCAUCGCCUGCUCGCGGAGGCCGCGCCGGGCGGCGGCGAGGCCGGAAGAUGGCCUGGGUGCUCAAGAUGGACGAGGUGAUCGAGUCCGGGCUGGUGCACGACUUCGACGCCAGCCUCUCGGGCAUCGGGCAGGAGCUGGGCGCCGGCGCCUACAGCAUGAGCGAUGUCUUGGCAUUGCCCAUUUUUAAGCAGGAAGAUUCCAGCCUUCCGUUGGAUGGUGAGACUAAACACCCACCCUUUCAGUAUGUGAUGUGCGCCGCCACCUCGCCAGCCGUCAAACUGCACGACGAGACGCUCACUUACUUGAACCAAGGUCAGUCUUACGAAAUUCGGAUGCUGGAUAAUCGGAAAAUGGGAGAUAUGCCCGAGAUUACUGGAAAAUUGGUAAAGAGCAUCAUAAGAGUUGUAUUCCAUGACAGACGGCUGCAGUACACGGAGCAUCAGCAACUCGAAGGCUGGAAGUGGAAUCGCCCUGGAGACAGACUUCUCGAUUUAGAUAUUCCAAUGUCUGUGGGAAUAAUUGACACCAGGACAAAUCCAAGCCAGUUAAAUGCGGUUGAAUUUCUGUGGGACCCUGCAAAGCGCACGUCUGCUUUCAUUCAGGUGCACUGCAUCAGCACAGAAUUCACUCCACGGAAGCACGGAGGCGAGAAGGGAGUGCCUUUCAGGAUCCAGGUCGACACCUUUAAGCAGAACGAAAAUGGAGAAUACACAGAUCAUCUACACUCAGCUAGCUGCCAAAUCAAAGUGUUUAAGCCUAAAGGUGCAGACAGGAAACAAAAAACGGACCGAGAGAAGAUGGAGAAGAGGACCGCUCACGAGAAGGAGAAGUACCAGCCGUCCUACGACACCACCAUCCUCACGGAGAUGAGGCUUGAGCCUAUAAUUGAAGAUGCAGUUGAACAUGAGCAGAAAAAGUCCAGCAAGCGGACUUUGCCAGCAGACUACGGUGAUUCUCUGGCAAAGCGAGGCAGUUGCUCUCCGUGGCCCGAUACCCCCACAGCCUACGUGAAUAGCAGCCCUUCCACAGCGCCCGCCUUCACCUCCCCACAGCAGGGCACGUGCAGCGUCCCAGACAGCAAUUCUUCUUCCCCAAAUCAUCAGGGAGAUGGAGUUUCACAGCCCUCUAGUGAACAACUUCAGCCUUCAGCCACGAUCCAGGAAACACAACAAUGGCUGCUCAAAAACCGAUUCUCUUCUUACACAAGACUGUUUUCCAAUUUUUCAGGUGCCGACUUAUUAAAACUGACAAAGGAGGAUUUAGUACAAAUUUGUGGUGCAGCCGAUGGCAUUCGGCUCUAUAAUUCACUCAAGUCAAGGUCGGUGAGGCCCCGCUUGACCAUCUAUGUCUGCCAGGAGCAGCCGAGCGGCUCCCCGCUGCAGGGGCGGCAGCUGGCGGGCGGCGGAGGCGAGGGCAGCGGCGGGACACCCUACGUUUAUCAUGCGAUCUACUUGGAAGAAAUGGUCGCUUCAGAAGUUGCUCGAAAACUUGCAUCGGUGUUUAAUAUUCCUUUCCACCAAAUUAACCAGGUCUACAGACAGGGUCCCACCGGUAUUCACAUUCUUGUUAGCGACCAGAUGGUUCAGAACUUUCAAGAUGAGAGUUGUUUUUUAUUCUUCACAGUAAAAGCAGAGAAUGGUGACGGUAUCCACAUAGUUUUGAAGUGAUGUCUUACUUAGUCUGAACUAUAUUCAGUACCAAAUAAAGUCACGCUUAAAAGUGUGUGAAGACUGAAUCCAAGAAGUCUUGGGAUUGGAUUUUACCGUAUGAAAUGUUUCAUAUUGAAAACACAAGAUGACCUUUCUAAUGAGCUGUAUGAGAGGCGAAUCUCCUCACUGUCACUGCCAUAGCCAAGCAUCCUCGUGAGAGUGAGCACGUCGGGACGGCACGCGUGCAGCUCUGGGGGCCACGCGCAGGCCCGGCUGCUGCUUCUCUGGCAGAGGCCAGUAGGUACAGUUCCUAGAGGCAGCCUUUGCUGUCUCUCUACACUGUAUGCGGUUUGGAAAUGAAUGUAAAAACGUACCGUGGGCAUUUACCUUUCUGUGCCAGUUUGGCUUUUGUGGCCUGAACCUUAUGCCGACCCAGGGCGGGGGUGGGGGACAGUGCCGUCGUGGAACCAGCACGGAGUCUGUCUGCAGAGGCCACGUGCUGACACCGUGAUUGGUGGUCAGGUAAGAGUCUUGGCACCUUCUCGGAAGAAAUCACGUAAGGGUGUGGGUGACAGGAUCAUGCCAGAUCGGGGAAGACCCGAGCCAGGAAGGCGGGUGUGAAGCAAACUGCAUUAUCAAGAGUACCUUGGUGAGAGGAUCAGUGUAAAUCCUAAUAGGUACAAAGACUUUUGUGUUUCUGCUUCGUCACAGAUUUCUUGAAAAACCUUUUGCUUCCGCUUCCAUUUUUAGCAUUUUGUUUCUGGUUUUUAUUUUUGAAGCCCCAAUGCCUUUUAAACUCAUGUGGCGUUCCUCCCUUUCGCUGUUUCCGACCACCCCGUCCCUCCUCGCUCUGAACCGUCCUGUCCUUAAGUGUUUUUAAAGCCCUACCCCAGACCGUAGAACCAGGUGCCCCGGGGAGGGGGAAGACUAUGGUAGUUUUCUGACUUGCCGGAGGGGUCUUUGUUAUCAAUGAGUUGAAAUUAUCGCGGCAAACCAGAUGUCAUAAAUGAAACACUAAACUGUGCCGUAAAAAUGGCCCACGCUUCUGAGAUAUUGAGCUCUAGUACAAUCAUGGUAAACGUUCUGGUGAUUAUUUAAGAGGCUUUUGGCUACACCACACGAUGGCCUCUUUUUCUUAAAAAGGGUGCGUCUUCCACGAAACCAAAUCCUUGUCUCUCAAAGGGACUCCACGGCUUUUGCGAUUUCCUCCUCGUUCUCGCUUCCCUCCCCACACGCACCAGCAGGCACCUGUGAAACCUGUGGUGGAGCAGACCGUGUUUUAAACUUCGGCGCCCUUUAGCUAUAGCACCUCUGUCCACGCGCCCGGCUGUCUUGGUUUUGAACGUGCCGAUUCUUAUCUUUGUUCGGGCAGAAAUAGGAGUGAUUUGGACUCUGAAAUCCCUCCCAGAAGACAGACCACUUCAGUGGGUAAAAAGCUUUGACGGUUCGUGUUUUAUUCUUCAAGGGGGUUAAGACGCACGGUCUCUAAACACUUUCAUCUUUAGUUUGAAAAUAUCUGUAACUCUGUAGACCCUGAAGCGGGGGAACGUUCCUUUCUGUCAUCUCCCUUUGCUUUUGUAUGAACACAUGUUUUCUGUACCAAUCACUUGGGAAAGAAGUGAGCAUAUCUCUUGUUUUUAGAGUUCUGCUUGUCUAUUUAGCAUUCCUUUUUGAGUCUCAAGAUAUACGGAACAAUAAAUGUCAUUUAAUGCUGUGUGCUAUUUCGAAUUCCUCAUCAGGUGUUAGAAAUGGGGUUGAAAACACUUUAGAAGCUCAUCGAACUUGAAAUUCUACCAAGCAGCAUUGAAAAUUAGUCUCUCCCAGUGAAGCAGGUUAAAUUAUGGCACCAGCAAAUUUGCUACUUUGUUUUUUUAACAGUAGGAUGUAUAUACAUUUCAGUAAAAUAAAUGUUUUCCGAUUGUUUUGCACACGCGUGUCUCAUUUAAACCCUAGUUCCUGACCGUAUCCCCUCGAGUCCAGAAUUGAGGGGUUCCGGGCAUGUGCUGAGCACACCGAAGUCCAGAUGUUGCGAGAGGUGAGGCCCGUUGUGUGGUUUUCUCUUCGGUCUGUUUUCUCAAAGCUGAUGCGGCAGACUUUUCCAUCGACUGCUCCCCACACGGAGAGGAAGCGGACCCAGCCCGCGCCUCUGGGAAACCUCACCUGGGGUUCUGAAUGAGGUCACGGGUCACUGAGGAGGGAGUCCAGGAACCCCAGUGGGCUGUGCCCUGGCUCAAGAGAGCCCAUGUAUAGAAAGCCCUGGUCGUGCGAAUUUUUAAAACGGAGACUAUAAUUCCUGAAGCAAGUCUGUGUUCCCCGCUCUUUGUUUUACUUAAAUAGCUUCCUUCCACAGUCACGCCGCCACACAAAGCGGUACAAAUGUAUUUUCAAACAACUGCUGUGGUGUGUGCACACUUCCGGCCAGGGAAUGCCAGAGGACGUGUCCUCGGGCGCUGAAGUCAUCAGGACUCGAACGCUUAUUCCGAGACCUUGUUGAAGUGACUUACGGGGUCGCGCAGGUACCGCCUUCUCUCCCACUGUACCCUAAAUGCUCCUGACCGGUCCCUCUGACCGACUGCUGGUCUGGGGGAGACAAGUGCCCCGGCUUUGCUG
This is a messenger RNA of Herpailurus yagouaroundi (jaguarundi), 4322 nucleotides long. It is a transcript of the gene UBP1, whose product is annotated as upstream binding protein 1. The record is from RefSeq and is a predicted model, not a curated record. Gene Ontology annotation, molecular function: DNA-binding transcription activator activity, RNA polymerase II-specific; RNA polymerase II cis-regulatory region sequence-specific DNA binding. Gene Ontology annotation, biological process: regulation of transcription by RNA polymerase II. The transcript is spliced from 16 exons. Gene Ontology annotation, cellular component: nucleus. The coding region runs from base 111 to 1730 and encodes 539 amino acids. Lineage: Eukaryota; Metazoa; Chordata; Mammalia; Carnivora; Felidae.